CACAGAAAAAAAAAAUCAAGCUGAAAGCCGUGACAUAUAAAAACCAACAUGAAAUAUACGAAGUAAAUAAAAAUAAAAUAAAAUCCUGGAAAAGCAGAAAAAAGAGAAUGGCCUCCUCAGUCUGGUGCCUCUACAUUUCACCAUGUUUGAAAAAGAAAGGAGGAGGAGGAUUACUACAUUUUCCCCUAAAUAGUAAUACCCAGAGAGUGCAGCGCCUGCAAAUGCAACUGCAAAAUCAAGAAUUAAUGAAGGAAGACGAUGGCCAUGCAACUUCAACAAGAAGAAGACAAUUUAUACUUCAGGCGCCUCUUAUUGCUUUUUCUUUUCCCCAAUUAAUUAUGUCUACUGCUAUUGCAGUCGCAGAGAUUGAUGUGCCACAAGAUUUCCGAGUUUAUACUGAUGAAGUGAAUAAGUUCAAGAUUUUCAUUCCGCAAGAUUGGCAAGUGGGAGCUGGUGAACCCAAUAAUUUCAAGUCCAUUACUGCUUUCUAUCCAGAAGAAGAAGCCAACUCAAAUGUUAGCGUUGCCAUCACGGGGCUUGGUCCCGAUUUUACUCGAAUGGAAUCCUUCGGUAAAGUUGAUGCUUUUGCAGACACUCUGGUUAGUGGACUGGACAGAAGUUGGCAAAGGCCCCCUGGUGUGGCUGCAAAACUCAUUGACUGCAAAGCAUCUAAUGGCUUCUAUUAUAUUGAGUAUACACUGCAAAACCCAGGAGAAAGUAGAAGACAUUUGUUUUCAGCUAUUGGAAUGGCAUCCAAUGGUUGGUAUAACAGACUAUAUACUGUCACUGGACAGUUUGUGGAAGAAGAAGCAGAGAAAUAUGGUUCAAGAAUUGAGAAGGCAGUAUCAUCCUUCAGAUUUAUUUGACGCAACUCUUGCUGGAAACCAAGCCACUCUCUAUUUAUUUCUACAGAGAGAUCCUCUAAAGUCGGAAUAUAUCAGCCAUUUAUAAGUCAUAUUUUGAGAGAGAGAGCUUACAUGAUCAGGCAUUGUCAACGAAUGAGAUCUGAUCAAUUCGUACUUUUCUUACCGCAUGAGAUUUGAUAAAUUUUUGGUGAAACCAAAAGAACUUUUUCUUUUCGGUAAGAAAUCACGAAAAUUCAAUUUUAAUAA
Messenger RNA from Gossypium raimondii (Peruvian cotton), 1112 nucleotides. Its product is annotated as psbP domain-containing protein 3, chloroplastic. The record is from RefSeq and is a predicted model, not a curated record. The coding region runs from base 108 to 866 and encodes 252 amino acids. The transcript has 9 exons. Gene Ontology annotation, cellular component: photosystem II oxygen evolving complex; extrinsic component of membrane; photosystem II. NCBI's taxonomy places the organism in Eukaryota, Viridiplantae, Streptophyta, Magnoliopsida, Malvales, Malvaceae. Gene Ontology annotation, biological process: photosynthesis. Gene Ontology annotation, molecular function: calcium ion binding.